ACAUGUCAGUGUACCAUGUCAAACCUGCGCACCAACUCCUACUCUAUAAAGGAAAAACUCGUGGUCGUCUUCCUCCUCGAGCCAUUCCACAAAAUUCGGCAAAAUCCAGUGCUCCAGUCAGUGGCAGUGGCAGUGGCCAUGGACUCCGCCAUCUCCACCUCCUCGUCCUUCUCGCCUCUCAGGUUGUCUCAGAAUCAUGGGAGCAUCAUGAGCGGUAGCACCAGGGCUCAGGUGCUCCCGGUGGGCAGGCAGCAGCAGCAGCCACCCGCCGGCGGCGCCACCCGCCUCCGCGCCGUCUCGCCGUCGCCGUCGCCGACACCGCCCGCGCCGCAGCCGGCGGAGACGUUCGGGUUCGAUGCCCUCAAGGAGGCCUUCUCCGUCGACGUGGUGGCGGCCGAGGCGCGGCCGCUCAACGUGCCCCUGGCCGCGCCCUUCACCAUCGCGUCGUCGCGGCUGGACGCCGUGUCCAACGUUGCCGUCCGGGUGGAGCUCCGGAGCGGCGCGGUCGGGUGGGGGGAGGCGCCCGUGCUCCCCUCCGUCACCGCCGAGGACCAGCCCGGCGCGCUCGCCGCGGCCACCCGGGCGUGCGGCGCUCUGGCCGGCGCGCCCGCCGCGCCCCUCGGCGCCGUGCUCCAGGACGUCGCCAGUGCCCUCCCGGGACACGACUUCGCCUCGGCUAGAGCAGGAGUGGAGAUGGCUUUGAUUGAUGCAAUUGCUAACAGUAUCCGCAUCCCUUUGUGGAGAUUAUUUGGAGGGGCGUCAGACAGUGUCACAACAGAUAUCACGAUUCCAAUCGUGACACCAAAUGAAGCUGCUCAGUUAGCCGCAAAAUAUCGAGGACAGGGAUUUCAGACUCUGAAGCUCAAAGUCGGGAAGAACUUAAACUCAGAUAUAGAAGUUUUGAAGGCUAUACGGCUUGCCCAUCCAGAUUGUUCAUUUAUCUUGGAUGCAAAUGAAGGAUACACAGCUAAUCAAGCAAUUGAAGCUCUUGAUAGACUAAACGAAAUGGGAGUGACUCCAGUAUUGUUUGAGCAACCAGUUCAUCGAGAUGACUGGGAAGGUCUCCGCGAUGUUAGCAUUGUUGCCAAGGAGAAAUACAGAGUUGCUGUUGCAGCUGAUGAAAGUUGUCGUAGUUUGCUUGAUGCUCAGAAAAUAAUGGAUGGAAAUCUUGCUCAUGUUAUUAACAUCAAGCUAGCAAAGCUAGGGAUUCUUGGAGCCCUUGAAGUAAUUGAUGCUGCAAGAAAAGCCCGCAUUGCGCUGAUGAUAGGCGGUAUGGUUGAGACUAGGAUCGCUAUGGGCUUUGCUGGUCAUCUUGCAGCUGGUCUUGGUUGUUUCAGUUUUGUUGACCUGGACACACCUCUUUUACUGUCUGAAGAUCCAGUGUUCGGUGGCUAUGAAGUUUCUGGACCUGUAUACAAGUUUACAAAUGCUCGAGGCCAUGGUGGUUUCCUUCACUUAGACAACAACGGCUUGAAAUAAGGAAUGCCCUAGCCCUUUGGGAGCUUCACAGACAACGGUGACACGUUCAAUGAACAAUUAAUUGUUCAUUAUUUACCUUCAACAAUAAUCAAUUGGAGUUGAAACCAAAGGAGCAGUUGUAAACUUGUAAUCCUAUAUGACCUUGAAGAGGCUAAUUAUUGUUGCCAGUCCAGUUAGGCCUGAAAUAUUUGAUCAGUCUGUAGAUGGAUAAAAUAAUGAGGCAUUUUCAGCUGGCCUUGUUGUUCUGUUCGAUAAAUAAAUUACUAAAUAUGGUAUAAAAGACCUUAUGUAUGCAGCCUCAAAUAUGCUCAAGUACAAUGUAUUAUGCUUACUUUUGGUGUUA
Molecule: messenger RNA, 1822 nt
Organism: Oryza sativa Japonica Group (Japanese rice)
Lineage: Eukaryota; Viridiplantae; Streptophyta; Magnoliopsida; Poales; Poaceae
Product: L-Ala-D/L-amino acid epimerase
Molecular function (GO): racemase and epimerase activity, acting on amino acids and derivatives
Source: RefSeq, a predicted model, not a curated record